AUUGGUGGCCGGCGUUACAUGCCCUUCGCUCAGUAAAAGUUUCGCGAGUUCAAUGAACUCUCCCAUCUCUUCACGUGGUGGUUAGAUGAGUCACACCCCCUAGCGAGCAUGUAUAUCGGCCAAUUUCCCAACAAGAGAUGACCAUCAAUGACUUCUUUCCUCAUCAAUUGCACUGAUCACCUUUUUAGUUUCAUACCUUUUAUUGCCGGGUCCUUUGCAGUGAUGCUCGUGCUCACAUCUGUCAUUGAUCCCGAUUUGGUUUUGCACUUUGAGAUUACACCACAUAGGACUGUCUUAUUCUAUCUUGGUAUCUUUGGGGCCGUGCUUGCCGUUGCGAGAGGGAUGAUACCAGUGGAUAACAGGGUGUUUGAUCCUGAGCUGCUCAUGACAGAGGUCAUUCAAUAUACACAUUACAUGCCAGAUGAAUGGAAGGGGGAGCUACAUUCCAAGAAGGUUCACCAAGAACUUGGAGAGCUUUUUGCGAUGAAGAUACCCAUUUUCAUACAAGAGAUUGUCUCAGUCUUGACGACACCAUUCAUACUCUGGUUUUCAUUACCCUCAUGGUAUAUUUGCAGCUUUGCCAAGUUCGAUUUCAAGAGGCACGGCAAUGUCAAGUUGUUCAGAGCUCCCGCACAGAACCAAGAUGAGCGUAUGAUGUCUCGAGAGGGCAAGAUGGAAAAGACGAACCCCGACUGGAAUCCAUCUGAUCCCUCCGGCUCCCUGUAUCUCAGCCGCAUCGCCGACCUCAGUGCAUGGCGCAGACUUUCCACUUCGAAGACAGCAUUAGACAAUACCAUCCUACUAAACAACGGCAACAAGGACCCUGCAGAGUGUGCUCACGAAUACGACUGCGCUCUUCGGCAGAGUCAGCAUGCUGCCCUCCGGCGAAGACUCCAGCUAGGUGGGGGCGACAUCAUCGCAGGUGGAGGCGGUACCGCUUCUUUGACUAUAUGGCAGUCGGCCAUUGGCUCGAAUUCAGCUAUGGGUAUGGCACAGACCACGAUACUGGGCAACUCUCAGGGAAGUAUUGCGCCUCUGCCGCCGCCGAUACUGGAUGAGGACAGAGAUUUAGAUGGUGGUGUUGGCAGUGGACUGGGCGAUUCAUACAUUGAUGGGGACACUCAGGGCAAGAAGCCGUACGAGUCACAGGAGGAAGGUAUCAACGACGAAGAGGAGUUAGAGGAUGGUGGGGUGCUUGGGCUACUGGCGCAGAUAUAUGCUGCGAAGGGCCCUAAACAUGUCCCUGUCAUCUGAGGGCUGUGUACAUGAUUUCUAUUAAACCACAUUAAUGAUAUCUUGCACAUUUGUAAAUGCUCGCACAUAUGAUUUCUAUCCUGCGUUUUUGUAA
Molecule: messenger RNA, 1348 nt
Organism: Suillus discolor
Lineage: Eukaryota; Fungi; Basidiomycota; Agaricomycetes; Boletales; Suillaceae
Product: autophagy protein Apg9-domain-containing protein
Exons: 8
Coding region: 148-1254 (368 amino acids)
Biological process (GO): autophagy of mitochondrion; protein localization to phagophore assembly site
Cellular component (GO): autophagosome; phagophore assembly site
Source: RefSeq, a predicted model, not a curated record